Molecule: messenger RNA, 495 nt
Organism: Humulus lupulus (European hop)
Lineage: Eukaryota; Viridiplantae; Streptophyta; Magnoliopsida; Rosales; Cannabaceae
Exons: 2
Coding region: 1-495 (164 amino acids)
Source: RefSeq, a predicted model, not a curated record
AUGAAUCCACCUAAAAGAAAAAAGGAGGUACAAUGUCUAACAGGGAGAGUAGCAGCAAUCAAUAGGUUCAUUUCGAGGUUCUCGAACAAGUGCCUCCCCUCCUUUGACAUCCUAAAAGGGAGCAAAAGGUUCGCUUGGGAGGAACACUACGAGAGGGCCUUUACUAAGCUGAAAGAACACCUCGGGAAACCGCCCCUACUUGCCAAACCCCUAAAGGGUGAGAAACUAUACUUGUACCUAGCAGUAUCUGAGCAUGCCAUAACUGCCGCUUUGGUCAAGGGAGAAAAGAAGCACCAACAGCCAGUGUACUACAUCAACAAACAGUUAAUAGAUGUGGAAACCCGAUACCCGGAGAUGGAGAAGUCAGUGUAUGCCUUGGUAGUGGCAUCAAGAAAGUUGUGUCCCUACUUCCAUGGUCAUGUCAUCGAGGUGAAAGGUGAGUAUCAAGCAAAAGGUCCCAAGAUAGUUGCAUACCUGAUAAGGGCGAAAGGCUAG